UCGCUAUUCUGCCUCAAACUUCCACACCUACCGCUUGACAGUUCACACUCCUAGGCGCCACUGCCAACCAUCUUCUCGAGCUCUGAAAUGCUAGCAACGGAGAAGGCCUGUCUUUUUCUAUUUCUUACAGUGCUCCUUCACUCUUUGAUGUUUCAAAUUUCAAUGCUUCUAUGGAUUCGUCGCUGGCUAUGCGUGCCCAUGUGUUUUAUUUUAUCAAUGACUUGUUUUGUUACUAGCGAUCCAAACGUGUGGGUGAGGCCCACGCUGCAACAUGAUUGCGACUUUUGCUCUUCAAUUCCACAUGACACGCAUAAAUCAUGCGUGAUGCCCGUUCACAAAAAGUCAAGCUGCCCGCUCUUUGAAAAUCCAUACCUAGGCGUCCGAGACACUAUGCACCUACGGAGACCACCCCAUACCCUCACACCCGAGUGAUCCAUUGCAUCAGACUUCUACAUUCUACGCUUCCUAGUAGUGAGGAAACUCUCGAUUACGGUGACUCCGUGUGUUGGCCGAGUACGGUACAUCG
Molecule: messenger RNA, 526 nt
Organism: Tricharina praecox
Lineage: Eukaryota; Fungi; Ascomycota; Pezizomycetes; Pezizales; Pyronemataceae
Exons: 1
Coding region: 88-432 (114 amino acids)
Source: RefSeq, a predicted model, not a curated record